CAUAAAAAGUGAUUAUAUAUAGUAAAGCACGUCAAUGUGUUAUACAGCCAUUGUAUAGCUCUACAAGCCGACAAUAGACUAGUCAUAAGAAAAUUAACAUAUAGACAAUGUGUUAAUACCGCAAAGCAAAAGUCAACCGUCCAAAAUGAUAUACGAUAGAAGUGAAACAAUAUGGCGCUUGAAGACAAAGUUUAAAGGAUUCGAAUCUAAAGGACCAUUCUCCACGACAUACAAACUACCACUGGAAGUCAACAACGAACGGAUUAAAACAACACUGGAAGUUAAAAUACCACUGUCGUACCCUAAUAAACAAGUACUUCUAAAACUAGUCAACCCAAUAUCACACCCAUGGGCAGAUGAUAAAGGCAAUGUACAACUGCCGCCAUGGGCGGAAUCGCUACAUGCAGUGGAACUUGUCAGUGCCUUCAUAGAGCAACUGCAGGAAGUCCAUAACAAGCAUGUAGCACCAAUACAACUGGAUGCUACAUCGCAAAUCAUUAGCACCGCUAACUCAGGAAACAGCUCCAAAUGCCAAUGUAGCACUCUAGGAAGUGUAAGGCCACAUGAUUUACAAAGCCCAAACGGUAAUAUUGUAUCUAGCACAUGGGAUUUUGAUGGAACAAGUCCCUGUACUAACCAUGAUACAGAGAAAUAUGAUAUACAAGUUAAUGAAAUGGUAUUAAAUGCAUGCUGGAAUCCACCAAAAGGAGCUAUGGAAGCAAUUAAAAAGGCUAGCAAUGAUGAAAUGGAUUAUCUAAUAUCCAACCAAGAUAUACGCUGGAAAAUGCUACAAAAUACACCUGAAAUGACACCACUCAUCAAAGAACUACAUAAAAUUACAGAAGAAAAUGAAACUACAGCACUAAAGAUAAUAGCAGCAGUCAAUAAAAACCAGGAACUGUUGGAAUUAGUAACCAAAAGGCAAAAUGAACUAGAAUCAGAAGGAAUUACAGUAGACAAUCUGGAACACAUCCUGAAGCAAUAUAAAACGUUGUUCAAAAAUUAUUGCAAUGCACAAAUUGAACAUUUGCAAAAACAAAUAAACGAGAAAUUUAAAGCAAUCGAUGAUGGAAAGGAAAAAUUCCAAGAUUGCUAUGAACAACUCAUGUCAUUACAACAAAAACGAAGUCAAUACGCCAUCAUGCUAACCGCUGUGCUUGGCUAAGCCCAUGUCCACAAUACACGAAGUGGAAUAUAGCAAUG
Babesia bovis T2Bo is the source of this 1203-nucleotide messenger RNA. RefSeq lists its product as uncharacterized. The record is from RefSeq and is a predicted model, not a curated record. NCBI's taxonomy places the organism in Eukaryota, Apicomplexa, Aconoidasida, Piroplasmida, Babesiidae. Bases 146 to 1165 code for a protein of 339 amino acids. The transcript is spliced from 3 exons.